Molecule: messenger RNA, 3735 nt
Organism: Vicugna pacos (alpaca)
Lineage: Eukaryota; Metazoa; Chordata; Mammalia; Artiodactyla; Camelidae
Source: RefSeq, a predicted model, not a curated record
UGGGAGAGCCUUGGGGAGGCGGCGCCCGGCAGAAGCUAUGCGCUCACCUGGAGAAGGUCCCCUCUAGCGGCCACAGGCAGGACGUCCGAACAAAACCCUGCUCCCCGACUCUGUCUGGAGAGCUCAGAUCCUCUCAACCACCCUCUCAGUGAGACACAGGGCUCACGCCCAUUUUACAGAUGAAGACAUGACAUUUGGACAGAGACCUCGAUGAUGAGAAAAAGCUAGUUGUGGUUCAGACCCUGACGACAAGCGAGCUCAGAGGGAGCACCGGAGAGCAAAACGAGGUUGCCGUGUUGUAGGAACUACCCAAAGGACAGCGCAGCUGAUUCCAGAUCCAUGAUAUCCUGCCAUGAACAGUUACACAAGCACAUGCAACAGUGAGGCACAUCUGGGCAGUGCUCCAUUCACACCUGGGCUGCACUUUCUCUCAUUCUGGCUUCACAGGUGCUUAGAAGAACAUGUAGUCAAGUUUUUCAUCAAGCAAAUGGAAUAUAUCAUAGAACUUUGCUAAGAUGGACAACUCCACACAAAAAGACCAACAUCCUGGCAAAAAAUAUUCCCGAAAGGCUAACAAAGUACACAAAGGUUUUACUGCUGCAUAUCCAACACAGUCCUCCAUUCCUGUUAAAUAUCAGCCUUCGGUAAUUCCAGAAUCAGAAAAAAAAGGAUUUAAUAGUCAAGCCAGGAGAUUUUAUCAUAAAGAGGAUGGCAUCCCAGGUCCUGGAUCCUACAACGUCACUCACCAAUCCCCAGUGUUCGACAGUGUCUCGUUGUCUAAGAAAGGGACGUGCACUUUCCCCUCCAUGCGAGCCCGAAUGGACACCAUCGUUUCUAAAUACCCUGCAGCUAAUGCAUACACUAUCCCGUCACGUUUCGCUUCGAAGAAAGACUUCAGUAAUUCCUGUUCCAGCAUGUUCCAGUUGCCAAGCUUCGAGAAAUUUCUCAAAUUUGAAACUCCCGCACCAAACCAUUACAAUGCCUCUGUCUCUUGCUGCAAGCAGACAAACAAUGUCUGUGCCCGAGCCGGGUUCAUGUCCAAAACCCAGAGAGGACUUUUCACCAUUACUGAAAAAGGGCCUGCCCCAGGGCAUUAUAAUGUCAACGAAUCUCUUGUGAAGCAGUCGCCAAAGAUAUUGAUGUCUUGUUUCAAAUCGAAAACUGGCCGUGGAUUAAACCUGACGUCGACAGGCCCGGGACCCGGUUAUUACAACCCGAACGAUCACACCAAAGUUCAAAAAAAGACUCUCAUCCCGAGAAACCCUGUCCUGAACUUCUCUGCCCAGCCUUUGCCUUUGCCUCCGAAGCCGCCUCUUCCGGGCCCUGGUCAGUAUGAGAUCGUGGACUGUGUGGGGCCCCCCAAGCAUUUCGUCAAGAGUGCAUCCUUUGUGUCCAACACCAGCCGGUGGACAGCGGCGCCGUCCCAGCCAGGCCUGCCCGGCCCAGCCACAUACAAGCCGGAAUUCCCUGGAAAACUGUCCUUUCUCUACAAUGAGGACAACAAAUGGAUCCCAGUGCUGUAGUCACCUCACGCAAGCUCAAGGGGAGCCUGGCCCCCAGCUGCCCACCUGGGUGCCCUAGAAGUUUCAUUCAGAGACUACACAUUUCCUGUGUGUCAGCUGAUGACUUGGGGCAAGCUCUGCCACCAAGCCUGGUGUUACAGUUGGGCUGCUGCAUUUGUCCUUGUCGUGAACUGCCCCCUGGAGAUUGGACCCCACCCCACCGACUCCAGUAGUUUCCUGAGCAGAAUGAAAAGUGGGCCGAGCCCCUCUGUUACUUGCAUGCACCGGUCGGGGCUGCUUCUGCGUGCCUGCCCCCAGACCUGAGGGGUUCCUGAAGCCCAGACUCCAGGAGAAGGCAGCCAUGGCAGAUGCCCUGUCUAGAAGCCUUCUGCUGGGCCAGGGCUCAGGGGCCCAGAGAGCACUACAGGACAGACAGCACAGGGCCGUGGCCCCGGCACGCUCCCAUACUUCUGGCCUUGACUUCCAGGCUCCUCCUGGAGUUCCAGGAGCCAGGAAGGCCCAGAGGCACUUGUGACAGGGACACGAAGGGUUGGCCUGGCCCUUGCCCCCAGCUUGGCUUUUGUCUCUCAUCUCAAGAAGAGCAGUAGCCAGUCACCAUGGUCACAGGAGCAUAUUACCCCACUUCUGGAGAGGCCACCACAUCUGUUUAUUGGCUCUGUGUUUCGGGGGCAGGACCCUGGUGGAGCCAGAGCCCUGGACACAGCGGGCCUCAAGAGCACCUGCAGGUUCUUACUUUCACCCGGCCUGUCCCCUUCCCUGGUCCGGUCUCCGUCCCCUCUCACCUUCUGCUCAAGUUUGACAUGAUUGUCAAUGGAUCUUUUCUGUCCUGCCAAGUCAUUCCCUCUCAGCAAGAGGUAAAGAUUCUCAAAGAACCAGAGGAACUGGAGUUAACCACACAUCCCUCUUUCCCAGCUGUUGACAGUCCUGCGUCCUCGGGCCUCACUCCCCCUUGGUCUCUCCUGUGACUUUCCUCCCAGAAGGUUAGUCCAGAGCUGGUCACUGAUUGGCUUUUGGUGCGGGCAGAGGGGGAAGAGGGAGAGAGAAGGAUGCAAUAACGUGUCAUAUUAAACUGAGUUCUCACUUCUCACAAAAGCUGGCCUUUUUGUGAACCUCAGAUUCCCACAAGUGCCCCACCGCUUUGGGACGACUGACUGGGAGGCGGCCUGGAGCCCGGCGCCAAGUGCGUCCAAGGUCUGGAUUACAGGUGACACCUGGUGCUGCCGUCCACUCAGCUUGGGUCCUCAGCUUCUCCCUGAGGUGAAGAGUUGGAUCAGAAUUUGGGGGCUCAAGGUCAAGCACUUCCCGGGCUGGAAGGGCAAGGCAGGAGACAAAACACAAGAGGCAGGAGGGGGUCCGGGAGCUGAGGCCGCUGCCCACCUAAAGGGGUGUCUAGCACAGGGCCAGCUCCCGGCUGCCACAUCUGCAAAGUUUUCAGCAGCAUCUGGGAGAUCUCAAAAUGUGAAACCACUGGACUGGAGAUCUUGGCAACCAUAGUUCAAUUGAAAUUUUUUUGUUCAGGCUAAAGGAAACUCUUCUGAUGGCCAUCAGUUGUCCACUUGGGUGCUGGAAGGUCUAGAAGACUCCUUCAAGGCUGACACUUGAAGCUGUACCUUUCUUUGACUUUGGACUCUUGACAAUGGGGCCAGGCCCCAAGGUCUUGGUUUUGAGGUCCCUCUGACCCUAGGGGUUCUUAGCAGACCACUGGGCUGGAAGCAGCCAGGCCUGGAGUCCCUGUGGGCAGGGCUGGUGGGAAUGCAUGGAGAACAAGACAGGACUCUCCUCCAGCGGCGGGGCUGAGCACGGAGGUGAAGGCUUCUUUCUAGAAGCCGCUCAAAUGGGGUCAGGAAAGAGGAGACCCUGGAAAGAGAGUGACAGGGCUGCUCUCGGCCAGUUGGAAUCCAAGUCCCAUAGAAGACACAGCUGGAGCUGAGGUCCUGUGCUCAGAGGGUCUGUCUUGAUUGUAUCUACCCUCUCUGAAGAUGUCAUCGGCAGCUCACAGCUCUGUCCAGCCCAGUGGUUCUCAAGCCCAACUGUAAGUAGGGUCACUUUAGGAGCUGUUACAGACACAGACUGCCCAGGCCUGACCCUCAUGGCUCUGACUGAGGUCAGGUCUGGGCAUUGGUAUCUUUACUAAAGUUCUUGGUAGGAUUACAAAGUGUCUAGUUAGGGUUAGGAUACGCUGAUAGUUUAAUAAAGUGUUUUCCAAAUUUUA